Molecule: messenger RNA, 828 nt
Organism: Colletotrichum paranaense
Lineage: Eukaryota; Fungi; Ascomycota; Sordariomycetes; Glomerellales; Glomerellaceae
Exons: 3
Coding region: 1-828 (275 amino acids)
Source: RefSeq, a predicted model, not a curated record
AUGUCUAAACCUGGACAGUUCCGAGCCGAUCUCCCUGAGCUCGCGAGACAUCUUCUCACGAAUGGCCCUCACAAAACUCAACCUACCGCCCGCAGAGUCCGAGUCAUCUUAAACAAUACAUGCGUCGUCGAUACCACCAAAGCAGUCCAUGUUUGGGAACACGUUGCAUAUCCGCAGUACUAUGUACCCGUAGCAGAACUACGGAACUGCCGUUGGAAAGACAAGCAAGACAUCCAGUCCACGGCCGAUGCAUCCCAAGCCGCGGCGGCAGUCGUUGAAGUGACCGUUCCUGGGCGGGACGGUGAAAACGACUUUACCACCGACCGGGCGUUGAGAUUUUCCGACAAUGGAGAGAUCAGCGGUGCCCUAAAGGGUCUGAUAAGGCUCGAGUUCGGCAGUAUGGACCAGUGGCUCGAGGAGGAAACGCCCAUCUACGUCCAUCCCAAAGAUCCUUACAAGCGCAUCGAUAUUCUCCCUUCGUCGCGGCCUGUAGAGGUCAAGGUCGCCGGAAAGACCGUCGCCAAGACCAGCUUUGCCGUUCAUUUGUUGGAAACUGGGCUGCCUACGCGAUACUACCUGCCCUUAGCGUCAGUUGAUCAGUCAGCUUUGCGAAAAAGCAAGCUCAUCACCAAGUGCCCAUACAAGGGCGAUGCUGAGUACUACAGUAUUGUGGUGGAUGGCAAAGAGUAUAGCGACUUGAUCUGGUAUUACAGGCUUCCCACGCAGGAAAGCGCGGGGAUCGCUGGUCUACUGUGCUUUUACAAUGAGAAAGUCGACAUUAUUCUGGAUGGUGAACUUCUAGAGCGGCCAAAGACAUUCUUUUCCUAA